AUGGGUUUCAGUCUCAACAACCCCCUGCCAUCUUCCAUGAGCAGCGAAUGUCGCAAGACAGGAAAGAUUCUAGCAUCCUUCGUAGACCCCAGACAGUCUUUUGGACCUGACAAGAUUAUUCCUCCGAAUAUUCUCGCCAAUGCAAAGGGUCUAGCGAUUCUCACAGUAUUCAAAGCUGGCUUCCUCGGCACAGCGCGAUUCGGCUCAGGUGUCGUCGUCGCUCGUCUCGCGGACGGAUCGUGGUCGGCACCAACAGCCAUCGGAACCAUCGGCGGCGGCUUCGGCGGACAGAUUGGCUUCGAGCUCACCGACUUCGUUUUCAUCCUGAACGAUGCAUCGGCAGUGCGUACAUUUGCCCAGGCCGGAUCGUUGACACUGGGCGGCAAUGUCUCCAUUGCAGCGGGGCCAGUCGGUCGCAAUGCCGAGGCUGCCGGCGCGGCGAGUUUGAAGGGUGUAGCCGGUAUUUUCAGCUACAGCAAGACGAAGGGACUUUUUGCGGGUGUCAGUUUGGAGGGAAGCGGUAUCAUCGAGCGGAGAGAUGCCAACGAGAAGCUGUACGGCCGCCGAUGGACUGCUCGCGAGAUCCUCAGCGGACAAGUUCCCCCACCACCAGCCGCCGCACCGCUCCUGUCGGUACUAAACUCGAGAGUUUUUGCUGGUGUGGGAGGAGCCCAGAAUGUGACCAACGAUGCGAUGUACAACGACAUCCCCGUCUACGACGACUCGCGCGACAACGUGGUAUGGCAGGGACGCCAGGGCUCUGCAAUGGGUGAGGGUGUGCGCAGAGACCGCACAGGCUCCAUGGGUCAGGGGGGCAAUGACUACGAAUACAGAGACCAACCUCAGCGCUCAUCUGCUUGGGAAGACGACGUAUACGACCGUCAGCCAUCCUCAGCACCCCUCGGCCGAUCAUUCUCUACGCGCGCGAACCCCAAUGAGACAUUCGACCGAAUGGACAACCGGAACCGCGCUUCCACUUUUGGCGAUGACUACUCGUACAGCGACCGCAAGCCCGGCCGACCAACAGCGCCAAAGCCAGUGUUUGGACAGACAACAGGCCAGAAGAAAGCGGGGCUACAAUCCGACCAGGCAAUAGCCAAGUUCACCUUUGAUGCGGAUCAACCGGGCGAUCUGGGCUUCAAGAAGGGCGAGAUCAUCACCAUUCUGAAGAGGACGGACAAUGAGACAGACUGGUGGACAGGCAGAGUCGGAGGCAGAGAAGGCAUCUUCCCAAGCAACUACGUCGAGACUGUCUAG
Molecule: messenger RNA, 1257 nt
Organism: Alternaria atra
Lineage: Eukaryota; Fungi; Ascomycota; Dothideomycetes; Pleosporales; Pleosporaceae
Exons: 4
Coding region: 1-1257 (418 amino acids)
Biological process (GO): actin filament bundle assembly; actin cortical patch localization
Cellular component (GO): actin cortical patch
Molecular function (GO): actin filament binding; phosphatidylinositol binding
Source: RefSeq, a predicted model, not a curated record